Pollicipes pollicipes is the source of this 4074-nucleotide messenger RNA. Its product is annotated as F-actin-monooxygenase MICAL2-like. Gene Ontology annotation, molecular function: protein binding. NCBI's taxonomy places the organism in Eukaryota, Metazoa, Arthropoda, Thecostraca, Pollicipedomorpha, Pollicipedidae. The record is from RefSeq and is a predicted model, not a curated record.
GGUCCGUGCGGUCUGCGGGCCGCCAUCGAAGCCCAGCUGCUCGGCGCCCGGGUGAUGGUGGUCGAGAAGCGGGACCGGCUCAGCCGCAACAACGUCCUCCACCUCUGGCCCAUGGUCAUCCAUGACCUCAAGGCGCUCGGCGCCAAGAAGUUCUUCGGCAAGUUCUGCGCCGGUGCCAUCGACCACAUCAGUAUCCGCCAGCUGCAGUGUAUCCUGCUGAAGGUGGCGCUGCUGCUGGGCGUGGAGCUGCACGAGAACGUCGGCUUCGAGCAGCUGGUGGAGCCGUCCGACGAGCGGACCGGCUGGCGCGCCCGGCUCAGCCCGCCUGACCACCCGGCUGCCCGCUUCCAGUUCGACGUCCUGAUCGGCGCCGACGGCAAGCGGAAUACGUUCCCCUGCUUCCGACGCAAAGAGUUCCGCGGGAAGCUCGCCAUCGCCAUCACGGCCAACUUCGUGAACCGGCACGAGGCCGAGGCGAGCGUGGACGAGAUCUCCGGCGUCGCCUUCAUCUUCAACCAGAAGUUCUUCAAGGAGCUGAGCGCCUCCACCGGGAUCGACCUGGAGAACAUCGUUUACUACAAGGACGAGACGCACUACUUCGUCAUGACCGCGAAGAAGCAGAGCCUGCUGGCCAAGGGUGUCAUUCUGGAGGACCACGUGGACACCAGCCGGCUGCUGGCGCAGGACAACAUCGACCGGGCGCGUCUGAUGGCGUACGCGCGCGAGGCGGCCGACUUCUCGACGGACGGCCAGCUGCCGCAGCUGGUGUUCGCGCUCAACCACUACGGCCUCGAGGACGUGGCCAUGUUCGACUUCACCUGCAUGUACGCCGCCCGCCACGCCAGCACGGUGACGGUGCGGCACGGCCACAGCCUGCUGCUGCAGCUGGUCGGCGACAGUCUGCUCGAGCCGUUCUGGCCGACGGGCAGCGGGUGCGCGCGCGGCUUCCUCUCCUGCUUCGACGCGGCCUGGCAGAUCCGCACGUGGGCCAACCCGCGUCUCACGGCGCUCGACUGUCUGGCCGAGCGCGAGUCCACGUACCGGCUGCUGGCGCAGACCACUCCCAAGAACCUGAGCAGUGAUCUGGGCGGCUACAGUCUGGACCCGCGCACGCGGUACCCGAACCUGAACCUGCAGGCGGUGGGCGCGCGCCAGGUCUGCCAACUGGUGGACGCCGACGACGCCGGCUGGCUGACCGGCCAGCUGGCGGCGGCGACGGCACGGGAUCACCAGGUCGACCUGCCGCCGCACAAGCGGCCCUACCAGCCGAUCGAAGAGGAGGCGCUGCUCCGCUGGUGCCGCCGCCGGCUGGCCGACACCGACAUUGACGUCACGGAUGUCACCGACUGCUUCCAGUCAGGUGUGGCGCUCUGCGCGAUGCUGCACAGCUACCGGCCGGAGCUGCUGGAGCCGUCGGCGCUGCCGACCGAGCCGCUGGCGGUCGCCGGCCUGGCGCUGCGCCUAGUGGAGUCGGAGCUGGGCGUGGCGCCGCUGCUGACCGGCCAGCAGGUGGCCGGCCUGGCGCCGCCAGACCGGCCCGACCUCAUACGCUACGCCAGCCUGAUGUUCGACGCGCUGCACGGCCUGCCGCCACCCGGUCGGCCCCGGCUCGUCGAGACGCUGCCGGAGGAUGCUGGCUCGCCGCGGCGCACGCCGCCGGGCCGCGCCGCCCAUGACGGCCACCACGCCGCCAACGGUGAUACGCUGCGGCGACAGCGCAAGCGCAAGAGCGAGGCGGCGCACCCGAAGACGAAUCGUGUGGCACCCGAAGCCAAGAAGGAUCUCAAACAGCCAGUCCCGGAGCUGUCCAAGAAGGAGCAGUUCGCCUCCAAAGUGAAGGACCUCGAGGCCAAGUUUAGCGGCACGUACCAGCCGCCCGACAAGAAGGCCAAGCCGGUGUCGAGGGUGAUCGGGCGCAUCGAGAAGACCGACUGGAACGUGCAGCAGAUCGAGCGUAAGAUCGAAGAGAACAAGCGGACAGUCGCCAGCCGGGACUGCGCGCUGCCUUGGAGCCGCGACGCCUUCAGCGACAAGCACCUGCACGGCUCGAACCGCGUGGCUCAGAUAGCGCAGCGGUUCGGGGCGAGGGAGCACGGCAGGCCGCCGCCGCCACCGCCGCCGGCCCAGGGUUCGGGCGCCGCCGCCGAGACGUGCCACUUCUGCUGCCAACGCGUCUACUUGGUGGAGCGGAUGGUGGCCAACGGGAAGGUGUUCCACCCGCCCUGCUUCCGCUGCGAGUACUGCAACGUCACCCUGAAGCCUCUAAACUACGCACACGACAGCGACACGGGACGGUUCUUCUGCAUGCCGCACUUUGGCCUGCACUCCCUGGUGAAGUACAAGUAUCAGAGGAACGAGGUGCCGACGGUCCUUCCAGAGCCUGCUCCCAUCGCUGAGGUGCCGCGCGCGCUGACCUCUCGCCGCGGCGUCACCCCGGAGCGCGCCGAGUUCGAGAACAGCGUGGACCUGCUCUCUGAGGACGAGCCUCUCUCGGAGAUGGACGAGGACGAGUGGACCGACCGUAACUUCCUCUCCACGGCUGAGUUGGCCAGCGGCCUGGAGUCCAGUGACGACGACUCGUCGCCGGGCUCUGACGAGUUCGAGCCGGCGCUGGACGACGACGAAGUUCUCCGGUUGGCCGAGAGAUGGCAUCUCCUCCACACGGACCUGGCCUCGGAAGACGGCAGUGAUCUGUACGAGUCGGAUGGCGUCGAGCACGCCGACGAAGACUCCGACACCGUGACCCAGUCGGAGACGGAAGAGGAGGUGUCGGCCCGGCUUCUGCGCCAGGAGGAGGUCCAACUGACCGACGACGUGCUCAAGUCCCGAAACCACGGCAGCAAGCGCGGCGACUCGAGCGACUCGCCGACAUGCUCCGGCUCCAGCUCAUCCUCGUCCUCGUCGGAGAACUCCACGGCGGCGUCCUCCGACUCGGAGUCGUCGGACUCUGAGGACGGGCCGCCGCCGCCGCUGCCGGUCGGGCCGCCGCCGCUCAUCGUCAUCCAGGACUCGGACGGCUCCCCGCGACCCGGCCGCCGCCCGGAGCCGAUCGGCGCCGAGCGCGACUCGGCCGGCUCCGGCUCCGGCUCCGGCCCCGGCCCCGGCCCCGGCGCCAAGACGAGGAGGGAAGCAGUCGACGCGAAGCAGGACUCCGUGGCGGGGCAAGGCGGGGAGGCGAAGCGGAGCCCAGCGCCCUCCAGUGGCCGUUUGGCCCCGCGCGCCGCGCCCAGCUCGGCCCCCGCCUGGCGGAGCUCACUGGAGCUCAAGAAGCAGUACCUUGCCGAGCCCUGCCCGGCGUCGCCGGCCGCCUCCAAGUCGCGCUCAGCCAGCGAGCUGAACUCCCGCGUCAGCACGUUCAUGAGCCGCAUCUCGGAGAAGCAGCGGCUGUUGGGCGGGCGCGCAUGCUCCGGUUCUGAGAGCUCAGAGUUCAGACAAGAGGUGGACGACACCUUCAAGGACUUCGACGCGCUGCUGGAUGACGUGGACGUGACGGCCCUGGAGCGGGACUUUGACGACAUCUUCGAGCAGUCCUCGUCUGGGGAGGAACACCGUCAACUCUGGGACACGACUGCCGAGCCCGCCUGCGAUGCUGUCGGGGAAGACGCGACAGUCGACGUGGUGGGCUGUGACGAAGGAAGCGAGACAUCGCAAGACGACGUCGGCUCCCACCAGAGCGUCAGCAGCGGCGACCUGUCGAACACGCUGGAGGACCAGUCAGCAGCUGGCAGGCAACACACGGGCCGCGUGUCGCCGCCAGAGGUCGCUCUCGAAGCCCACUCACCGACAGACCCCACACUCAUCAAGUCGGAACAAGAGGACGAAGAAGAGGAAUCCUGGGUAUCGGCCGAGUCGCCGCCGGCGCACCAACGCUCGGCGUCGGACGGGGACGGUCCCGCCUGGAUACCGCAGAGAUCCAAGCUGCGGACCGUGAUGAGCUUGUGGCCGCGGCCGCAGACGCCGCAGAGCUCCGAACGUCGACGGGCACCGCCCAGACCGGAGCGAAGUUCUUGCAAACUCAAGGCGCUUAUGAUUCGUCGGGCAUCCGGUUUGAUGCUGCUGGACCAACGGAUCUAG